Prunus mume (Japanese apricot) is the source of this 1108-nucleotide messenger RNA. NCBI's taxonomy places the organism in Eukaryota, Viridiplantae, Streptophyta, Magnoliopsida, Rosales, Rosaceae. The record is from RefSeq and is a predicted model, not a curated record.
AGUGGAAAUUCCUAGAGUUUUUUUUCGUGUUACAGGGAAAGUAAUAGAGACGACUGUUAAACUUAUUUUUUAUCUUAUAAAGGCAGCAAUGAUAACUAUUGGAGGCAUAUAUUUUAUGUUCAAACAGAUAAACUGGAGAAUGAUAUUUGUAAUAUCAUGUGUGAUUUCUGUUAUAGUCGACCCAUUGUUCCUCUACAUUCCUAUCAUCAAUCAGGAUAUCAAGUGCAUCGACAUGGACAAAGCAUUGUAUAAGACAGCUUUUGCUCUGAGAGCAGUCGCAGAUUUCUCUUACUUCGUCGACUUACUUGUUCGACUUAUAAUAUCAAAGACCAUUUGGCAGUCAUGCAUCCUAAUUGACAUUUUAGCUAUUCUUCCACUUCCACAGGUGGUAAUUAUCCUUUUCUUUUCUAAAUUGAAGGGCUGGAGAUUUUUGAACAUAGCGAUGCUUAUGAAUUCUCUUGUUAUGGUGCAAUAUGUGCCACGGAUUCUUCGAAUCUACUUCGCAUGUAAGGAACUUAAAGAGAGUUUCAAUGAACGUAUUGGACUGUGGAUUAAAAGUGUACUCAAUUUCCUUCUGUACAUCCUUGCUAGUCAUGUACUCGGAGCUUUUUGGUACUUUUUUGCUAUUCAAAGAAUGAAGACUUGCUGGCAACUUGCAUGUCGAACUGAAAUUGGAUGUGAACCUCGUAGUUUUGUUUGCGAUGGCCAGUUCAAAAAUGUCACAUUUCUAAAUGACUUAUGUCCAAUAAACCCACAAAAUGAAACGCUCUUUGAUUUUGGAAUAUUUGUUGACGUCCUUAAAUCUGGUAUAUCCAAGUCAACAAAUCAUCCACAAAAAUUCUCCAAUUGUUUUUGGUGGGGCCUGCGAAAUUUGAGCUCUCUUGGUUCGAACCUCCAGCCCAGUAUCACUACAUGGGAGAACCUCUUUGCGGCUUUUGUUUCUAUUAUUGGCCUGCUACUAUUUAUAUAUCUCAUUGGAAAUUUGCAGAUGUACAUGCAGUUCGACGCUGCAAGAGAAGAGGCACGUAAAGAACGUGUUAAUCAAGAGAUGAAAUUCAAACGGAGGUUGAAAGAGAAAGAUAGAGAGAUAGCAUCCUGGUUAUCCGAG